Messenger RNA from Tachyglossus aculeatus (Australian echidna), 4252 nucleotides. RefSeq names its product serine/threonine-protein phosphatase 4 regulatory subunit 1-like. Gene Ontology annotation, molecular function: protein phosphatase regulator activity. Lineage: Eukaryota; Metazoa; Chordata; Mammalia; Monotremata; Tachyglossidae. Gene Ontology annotation, biological process: protein dephosphorylation. The record is from RefSeq and is a predicted model, not a curated record. The transcript has 20 exons. Bases 12 to 2855 code for a protein of 947 amino acids.
GCCGUUCCAAGAUGGCGGAGAUCCCCUUGUAUUUUGUGGACUUGCAGGAUGACUUAGAUGAUUUUGGGUUUGAAGAUUAUGGACCAGAUUGUGAUAGCAUGAGGAUAACAGCAUUUUUGGACAUUCCGGGACAGGAUAAUCUGACUCCGCUAGCUCGACUGGAAAAGUACGCUUUUAGUGAUAAUAUAUUUAACCGACAAAUUAUUGCGAGAGGACUUUUGGAUGUCUUCAGGGAUUUUAGUAAUAACGAGGAAGAUUUCUUGACAGUAAUGGAAAUAGUGGUGAGGCUUUCAGAAGAUACAGAACCUACAGUACGGACAGAGCUGAUGGAACAAAUUCCUCCCAUUGCCAUGUUUUUGCAAGAAAGCAGACCAAGCUUCCCAAUGGCAUUCUCUGAAUAUCUUAUGCCCAUUGUUGUGAGAUAUCUCACAGACCCAAAUAAUCAGGUUAGAAAAGCAAGUCAGGAAGUCCUGUUAAUUCUACUGGAGCAGGAUCUAAUUUUUCAGAAUGAUAUUGAAAAUAAGGUUUGUCCAAUACUCCUGGACCUAUCUGCUCCAGAUAGCGAUGAUGAAUACAAAGCAGAAGCUGUGAAUAUAAUCUGUAAAAUGGCUUCAAUGUUGAGCAAAGCUACAGUUGAACGCUUGCUGCUUCCUCGAUUUUGUGAGUUGUGCGGUGAUGGGAAGCUGUUUCAAGUUCGAAAGGUUUGUGCUGCAAAUUUUGGUGAGAUUUGCAAUGCAGUUGGGCAAGAAGCUACUGAGAAAUUUUUGAUCCCUAAGUUUUUUGAACUCUGCUCUGAUAGUGUGUGGGGAAUGCGAAAAGCUUGUGCUGAAUGCUUUAUGGCCGUGUCCUAUACAACUUCUCCAGAGAUUCGAAGGAUCAAACUAUCACCUCUCUUUAUCAGUCUUAUCAGUGAUCCGUGUAGAUGGGUUCGCCAGGCUGCUUUUCAAUCCCUCGGUCCAUUUAUUUCUACCUUUGCAAACCCAUCCAGUGCUGGCCUGUAUAUCCGAGAUGAUGGAACUCUGAGCAUUCGACCUCUAGCACAAGAUAUAACUUCCAGUUCUAACUCCACAGGCAGUUCUACCAAUGCUUCAUCCUCUUGUUCUGUAACAGCCGUGAAAAUCAAGCCAGGUGCUUUGACCGAGAGAAUAUCAACAGGAGCCGUUUGUUUCUUACAUGAUGAAAGCUCAUGUACUGACAAAGAGGAAAAGACUGUGGUCUAUCCUGUUGCUCCUGGAGGCGAGCUAACCGGCGAUUCCCAGAGUGACAGUACUCAUGUGCUGGAGAACGUUAAUGGUUUGCAAAGAAACAGUUGCCAGGAACUGAACUCUAGAGUCCAUUUUGGAAAUUCUGAAGAUAUAUUCAAUAAUUUCCUUUACUGGCGCACUCCUCUCCCUGAUAUAAGUCAGGAUUUGGAAUUGCUUCAGACCAAGAAAGAGCAGAUGGAGGAUGGAUGUUCUAAAAUCAGUUCUGUGUAUAGUAAUUGUGUGGCCAGUAACAAAAUUAAAAAAGUCCUGGAAAGCUUGCAGGAGCAUAUGAUGGAUGAUCCAGAUGUUCAAGCUCAGGUUCAGGUAUUAUCAGCUGCACUUAGAGCUGCUCAUCUCGACUCCAUGAGUGAUUCAGAGGACAAAGCUUCAAAAGAACAAAAUGAACUUUGCAGUUCAGAUCCUAUCCCUGCGACAGAAAAUCAGAAUAUUUUGGCCUCUGUGUCAACUCAGGAGGAAAUGGCUGAAUCAUUGAAGAUUAGGGGAUUGCAGAGCCAAGACCCAGAACAUCUUAAUGGAACCAGUGAACUUUUGCAAAAUGAACAGAAUCCUAAUUCUUCCUCAUUUGAAGAUAAAUCUAAAUUGCAGGAUAUUAUACCUCAACCGUUAUUAGAUCAGUACUUGUCAAUGACUGACCCAGCUCGAGCUCAGACUGUCGACACCGAUAUAACCAAACACUGUGCUUAUAGUCUUCCGGGGGUGGCUCUGACGUUGGGCAGGAAGAAUUGGCAUUGUUUGAAAGAUACUUAUGAAACACUCGCAUCAGACGUACAGUGGAAGGUACGUCGGACAUUAGCGUUCUCAAUUCAUGAGUUGGCUGUCAUUCUUGGAGAUCAGUUAACAGCAGCUGAUUUGGUGCCUAUCUUCAAUGGGUUCCUGAAAGAUCUGGAUGAAGUACGAAUUGGAGUUCUUAAACACCUUUAUGAUUUCCUAAAGUUGCUACAUGCAGACAAAAGGAGAGAAUACCUUUACCAGCUUCAGGAAUUUGUGGUCACCGAUAACAGUAGGAAUUGGAGGUUUCGAUAUGAACUAGCAGAACAGCUUAUCCUAAUUUUGGAACUCUAUAACCCCAAUGAUGUUUAUGACUACUUAAUGCAUAUUGCACUAAAACUCUGUGCAGAUAAAGUUUCUGAAGUUCGGUGGAUCUCCUUCAAACUAGUUGUGGCAAUUCUCCAGAAAUUCUAUUCCAACAAUGCAAGUGCCUUGGGGUUAAAUUUCAUAAAUGAACUCAUCAUAAGGUUCCGACAUUGUUCUAAGUGGGUUGGAAGACAAGCUUUUGCCUUUAUUUGUCAGGCAGUUGUGAGGGAAGAAUGUAUUCCUGUGGAUCAAUUUGUUGAACACUUGCUUCCGAGCCUUUUAAGUCUUGCUUCUGAUCCUGUGCCAAAUGUAAGGGUUUUGUUAGCCAAGGCACUAAGGCAAACACUAUUGGAAAAAGCUUAUUUUAGAAAUGCUGGUAACCCUCACCUUGAAGUUGUUGAAGAAACUGUGUCAGCUCUGCAGUCAGACCGAGAUCAAGAUGUUUCCUUUUUUGCCACCCUGGAGCCAAAUCAGAAUAUUAUAAACACUACCGCUCUGGAAAAGCAAAGUGAAUGAUUCUGUUACAAAUCUAAGUAGGGAUGAUUUCGCAUUUUUGCGUAUGUGGUUUGUGGUAACACAAAGCAGUCAAACUGUUUCAUAUCUGCUUGGAAAGGAAACAUUUAUUAAAUUUCAUAAUGGUUGCUAAAUAAGUCUACCAGCAACUGUGAUACAUUUCAUAUUGGAUGAUUACAUAUUGUGAUUUUGCCAAACCAGAAAGGCUUUUGCUUUCCCCGUAAAACUUGCUUUUAAUUAUUUUCUUUGGAAAUUAUCUCGUAUUGUGUAGAUCAUUUUGGUUAAAGGAUUAUGCAUUGUCUCCAUAUUAUCAGAAUGGCUCACAGUAAUGUAUGUUUUUUAUAGCAUAUUAUUUUAAAAUAUGUUUACUAUUAAUGAAUUUACUGUAAGCAUGGAAUGGUUUAUAAACCUGGAAGCCCGAAGCUAGCAAGCUGUAACGUUUGGAUGCACUUAUGCCCUCUCUUAGAAUAGUGUAUAGUAUGGCAGUUUAUUUUUUACUUAAAUAUUGGUGUACAUAUGUGAAUAAUUAUUGAAAAAAGAAAAUAUAUUAAUCCCACAUAAAUCAUAUAUCCAUAAACAGAAAAUACUUCAUAUAUAGUUUAUACUGUAUUUCAAGUUGUUAAAACUAAAAUCCCAUAUUACUUUUGUUUUUUUAAUACAUUUAAAAUUGUACUGAAGGAAGAUUUAUAACUUUUGAUAUUAUGGUAGUUUUUAUUCUUAUAAUGUGUUAUUGGAAAUUUUUUUUCUUGAGCACUUCGACCUCUCCUGUUCUUGCUGCUGGAACUGUAUGAGUAAAUGUAUAUGUUGACAUUAGUGGAAGUUACAACUGACAAACCAUUCAUUUUAUCUAGCAAAGUUAUUCAAAAUUAAUGAAUUCAAAAUAGGAAUUUUAAUAUCUGGGCAUUAACUUUUAGCUAAACGUCACAAAAAUUAACAACUACGGUUACAUGUACCUAUUGCACAUACAGUAAUCAUUUUGGCAGGGGAGGGGAUGAAGGUGAAAUAUUGCUUCCGAUUUAACUAUAUCCAGUCCAAGAACCAAGCACUUGUAAUUUCGGAAUUAGGGGAAACUAUUGAAGUUGGACCGUUUUUGUCGUCAUCGUUGUUGUUGUUGUGAACUGUCUUCCACAAUAUUCUAAAAUGUAGUUUUCUAGGUUCUGCGUUAUCCUGUUUACUAUUAAAGAUAGAUUUUGUAAAUGUCCAUGCAAACUUACUGUUUUUUCAUAUUUUCUUGGAGGAACCACUUAGGUUUUCAUUUUUUAAUCUAAGAAAUAACUUAAAAAGAGGACUUCUAAAACUUUUCUUUCUGUUUGCUUGAAGGUUACAAAAUCACUUUCUUGUUUCACGUUCAUUAAAAUCUAAACCUAGGAGUUAACGUAGUUGUACAAUUUUGCCCAUGG